This is a messenger RNA of Chaetomium strumarium, 3156 nucleotides long. RefSeq names its product histone deacetylation protein Rxt3-domain-containing protein. Gene Ontology annotation, cellular component: ASAP complex; precatalytic spliceosome. The coding region runs from base 1 to 3156 and encodes 1051 amino acids. The record is from RefSeq and is a predicted model, not a curated record. Gene Ontology annotation, biological process: RNA splicing. The transcript has 2 exons. Gene Ontology annotation, molecular function: RNA binding. Lineage: Eukaryota; Fungi; Ascomycota; Sordariomycetes; Sordariales; Chaetomiaceae.
AUGUCGAUAUCGUCCAUGCUGGGUGGCCCCCCAACAGCACGCGAGCCAGCUGCACCUUCUUCGUACCACCAAGCACCGGCAUCGACUGCUCCUGGCCCUCCGUACAACCAACCCAUCCACGCAUCCCCUCGAACGACAGCCGCUGAGUAUCCGGGAUACCGGGGACCUCAGACCCCGGAACAUCACAGGAUCUACGAGAACCGGGACCCUAGAGCAUCUACCGUCACAUCGCCUCCCGCAUACCAUUCCACCCCUGAGCUACAACGGUAUGGCACACCACAGGCGUAUCCGCAGAGAGGUCCUCCAUUGCCGCCGGGGGAACAAGCGAGAGAGCAGGGGCAGGCACGAAUGGCUGGUGGCACAGCGCCUCCUGGACCGAUGAGCCCGCCAAGACCGUACCCGAACGUCGGCCCGUCGCGCGCAGGCGACCCAGGCAGGGCCACGACCGAGAUGUAUACGCGCCGGGAGGAGCUACGGCCCUCGGAGGAGUACAACCCCGAGCGUCCUAUCAGGGUGAUGAAGUAUGAAGACCAAAGGUACAUGUCGGACAGAGAGCGGCAGGAGCUGGAGCGCCAGGAACGUGAACGCCAGGAACGUGAACGCCAGGAGCGGGAAAUGGAGUUUCGCGAGAGAGAGCGACGUAAUAUGGGCAUGUCCGGGGUUGAGCCAGCUCGGGCGCAAGAAAUGCAUCAACAGGAAUAUGCACGACUUAUGGAGCAGCGCGCGCAGAUGGAACAGCGGACACAGCAAUACGGUCGCCCGCCAGACCCCAGAGAUCAAAGUCACUGGCCAAGGCCGGGCUACGAGGCGGGACGGGCUCCUUAUGACCCUGCUAUGCAACCUUCGAGGCCUCAAGAGUAUCCGCCAAAUACAGGGCCUCAGUAUAACGGACCACAUCCAUAUACAUCCGGUCCAGGCGACCGCCAUCAUGCGCAUCCACAGCUUCACCAGCAUCAUCAACACAGCCUUCCUCCCCCGGGCCCGGCACACGCCCAAGUGUACGAGUCCCCGGACCGGCAGCGCAUGAGCGUAAUGCAUAUGGACAGACCCCAGCAACAGCAGGCGACUGUGCGUCCACGAGAUGACUCCGCCGUCCCCCCUCCGUCCGUCGCCUACGGUGGCAUAGGACCUUCGAUAUACGAGCCACCACGGAACCGAAGCAUCGAGGAGAUCGGUACACCGCACGGUCACCAGCGGAGCUUGCUUUCGGUUCAGGAGAUGAACCGCAAAGGCCGGAUCUCUCCGCUUCCGCAAGCCGUGCAGGGGGCUCAGCCACAGCUCGCCGGCCCUACCGGUGAACCGGGCAUCAAGAGUGAAUUUGGUCGCAUGUUCUCCGGUAUAGGAACCGGAGUCGGCACGCUCUCAAGCCCUGUCCCGGCAGGCGCCCAGCUCGCAUACGGUUCUGCCGGAUUGCUCCGCCGCGAUGACUUAGAUAACGCCCCUCAAGAGGUGCCAGUAGAAGUGGUAAAAGCAACCGGGCGGGGGAAGCGGAAGAAGCUGAAAGAGGAGGACGAUGAGAGCAGCACCGGACGGCUGACCCCAGUAGGAGGCCGAGCGAAGAAGGCAAAGCCGCACCCGCACCACCAUCACCACCAUCACCAUCACCACCAUCAUCAUAAUCUAGAGCAAGUCGCAUCCCCCGCACUUGCCGGCGGGACCCCGUUCAGAAACCUCAAGGGCUCCACACCAGUUCCUUCAACAUCGGGCCUUGCCAAAGAUCUACCACAGAACCAUCCUCCGCAGCACCAUCAUCAUCACCAUCACCAUCACGCUCCCAUUCGGUCCACCCAGUCAAGUGCCAGGGCUGCCCCGCCGGCCCGGAGUCCGUCGCCGGUGAUUCUGCCGAAGCCGAAACAGAUCGUCACCUCCAAGGCAGUCCUCGAGAGCGUGGCUGACCGGCCGCGAACCCACCUCGGCGAUGUCGUGUACGAGCCAGUUCUGAAGCGAGCGCGCUUACAAGAUCCACGUACCGGACGCCCGCCCCGCAGCGGUUACAAAUCCAGUCCAAAACCGCUGCCAUGGGACCUAAUCGAGGGCAAGGAGAACUGCACAUUGACGAUGAAGAUCGGCAAGGAACAUCUGACUCGGGAUGCGCGCGAAGAAAUCACAUCGAGACGUGCGCUCUGGGGUACGGAUGUGUACACAGACGACUCGGACGUGAUCGCGGCUUGCAUCCACGCAGGCUGGAUCAGGGGCGAGUGGCCCGAGGACGUGGAUGUAAGCAUGUUGGGCCUUGACGAGGGGUACAGCGUGUCGGACGUACCGCGCUUGUUGAGCGGCCAACGAAACGGCGCCAAGGACAACAACAAAUCUGGGCGCAUGCAGCAGCAACCGGGACCCAAUGCGGUCCUAACCGAACCGCCCAAGACCGGGCCGAUGCCGGUGCCUGAAAACCGUGAUCUCCACGUAACGCUGCUAAUUUUGCCGCGGCUGGAGAAAUACUCGUCGAGCACCCGGUUCGGUAUCAAGUCCCGCGAAUUCGGCGGCUUCGUCGGCGGGGAGAAUGGCGAGCCCCGCCAACGCGUCGUCCAUGACGGGAUCAGUUUCAUGAUUAUUGGCCUCCGGUGGGUCACGAACGGGGCCAAGCUGCAAGGACAGUACCGGGGCAAGGCCAGGCGGGAGAGGAUACGCAAGGCGCUAGCCGAGAUUGAGAUGGCGCCGGCGUGGAUCAGCCGGCCUUCCGUUGGGAAUAGUGAGGAGGGGCAGAGCCGAGAGAUCUCCCCAGGUUGGUGGAAGCAGCAGAGCGUGAGCAAGCCGCCUAGUGAGGGGGAUAAAGAGAAUAGGAGUCGGCGCGUGUCGCCGGAGGAGGGGGAGCACCAGCAGCAGCACCAGCAGGAGGACCAACAGGAGGACCAGCGGGACCAGCAGGUGGAGGCCGAGAAGAACCAAGAGCAAAGCAGUCGGCAGCAAGCCGACGGGAAAGGGGAAGUGGAAGAUACAGUCGAGACCCGGAAAGAUACCGAGCCCGCCAGUGCCGAGAAGCAAUCGGAGGGAGCUCAGGCGCAAAAUCUCGCUGAAGAGAGCGGGCCUUCGGAGACGCAGACCAACAAUAGCGCGGUCGCGGACAAACCCGAAACGGAGCCAGAGCUGGCGAAGGGUGGGUCGGAGAGCGUGGGCCACGAGAUGGCUCAGCCGGAGAAGGUUACUGAGGCUUGA